Molecule: messenger RNA, 1552 nt
Organism: Dendrobium catenatum
Lineage: Eukaryota; Viridiplantae; Streptophyta; Magnoliopsida; Asparagales; Orchidaceae
Product: histidine protein methyltransferase 1 homolog
Exons: 8
Coding region: 226-1305 (359 amino acids)
Source: RefSeq, a predicted model, not a curated record
CAGCAGGGAAGCUUCUUCCACGCUUGAGUCGUUGGCUGCUCUCCUAAUCCCCCUUUUGACCUAAGUCGGUGGCCAUUCGGUCAUGGCGGACUUUGGAAGGAGUUAGGGUUUCUUUUCUGAAGCAAUCCCUUCCUCUUUGGCUUUAUAAUUCAUUUUUCCAGUUCUUUCCACGACGGCGACUCCUUUUUCUCUUAAGAUUGCAUCUAUUGAUCUAGAUUCUAAUAAAUGAAGGAUAUAAGGACAAGAAUGCGGGCUCCUUCACUAUUUUCUCAAUGCUUGGCGGGCUUGAUAACCCAUGAUAAGACCAGCCAUGGAGUGUCCAUAGUUUCUGAACGGGAUUCUCAUUUUCCUUCACCUGCGGUCGAGAUUGUUCCUUCAAAGAGUGCUCAUCCCUACAAGUAUGCUGGAGAGAAUGUUGAUUUACAGGGAAUCAACAUUUUUAAGGGACGAGUUAGCGUGGCUGAUAUCAUUGGUUUUUCUAGUUUAGAGACAGUAUCUUCAAAACAUGAUGGAUGUUUAAAAUCUUGGGAAAGUUCAAUUGACCUUGUAAACAUUCUCAAGCAUGAAAUUCGUGAUGGUCAGUUGAGUUUUAGAGGAAAACGUGUUUUGGAGCUCAGCUGUGGAUAUGGUCUUCCUGGAAUCUUUGCUUGCCUGAAGGGUGCAGCCACUGUCCAUUUCCAGGAUUUAAAUGCUGAAGCGCUAAGAUGCACAACCAUACCCAAUGUUCUUGCAAAUCUGGAACAGGCUCGAGAUCGACAGAUUCGUCAGCCAGAGAGCCCUCUUACACCGUCUCGACAGCAGCUGGCUCCUGAUGUCCACUUCUAUGCUGGGGACUGGGCAGAGCUUCAUACCGUCCUAUCUGUCGUAGGAGUGGAUACUUCUGAUAUGGCAGCUGGUAUGAGCCUAAGCUUUUCUGAAGAGGAUCUAAUGGAUGGCUAUAGCAGCCAAGAUGGGAGCAUUAUAGGAUAUGAACCUCCCAGCAGCAGAAGGUCAAGGAAGCUUUCCGGAAGCCGUGCGUGGGAGAGGGCGAGCGAAGCAGAUCAAGGAGAUGGAGGAUAUGAUAUCAUCUUAAUGACUGAAAUAACAUACUCAGCCAGCUCUCUCAAGAAACUUUAUAGACUAAUAACAAAGUGCCUGAGGCCACCAUAUGGGGUGCUGUAUCUUGCUGCAAAGAAGAAUUUCGUUGGUUCAAAUGGAGGAGCAAAGCAGCUGAGAAGCUUGAUGGAUGACGAAGGUCUUUUUGGUUCUCAUAUGCUGACCGAACUUUCAGACAGGGAAAUAUGGAAGUUCUUUUUCCUCAAAUAAAAAACUGCGGUUCAAAUCUCUGUAAAUAACAUUUCUGCAGCUCUCGUCGUAAUCUUCUUCGUCCAUGAAUGUUGUAGUUAGAUUAGCUUUGCCAAAUUUAGCUGCAAUGCUAUUGUUAUAUAGAUUCUUUUAUUUGUUUUUCUUUUUUAAUUUGAAUGUUAAAAUAUGAAUAUGGUGUAUAUGGGUUUCAACCUCGCUAUUUUGUCAACAACUCCAAAAAUAUUUAUACUUUUUAUUGAGCUUAAAA